This is a messenger RNA of Somion occarium, 3115 nucleotides long. The record is from the annotation of a GenBank genome assembly. Lineage: Eukaryota; Fungi; Basidiomycota; Agaricomycetes; Polyporales; Cerrenaceae.
AAACGCUAAAGUGUACUCUAAUUUACAGUGCCUCUAAGUUAUCUCGCCUUCUCACCACAAGCCACAUGCAUUCGUCCAGCUCCUCGUUUGGAUUUGAAGGGUCCUGUCUCUCACAUGUAGCAUCAGUGCAGGGAGACGGAUCACGGCAUUAUGUAUGGGGAUGACGGGAGCGAACAAUCUACGUUCGCAGGGACAUCAAACCUGUCGGAGUGAAAUAAACUCAAGCAGGUCAGCUGGGCACACGAUGCCGGUGAGCAUCAGGAAUGGUGGGAGGGAAGUAAGUUACUGAAUUUCCAGGAAACACCAGACGAUACAGCCACCUGCGUAAUAACCGGCGAUUCGUAUGCAGAACGAGCCAUUCAUCACCAUGCGGGGUCGCUGUCUUAGCUAGCGCUCGAAGGUUCAGUUCGUAUUUAAAGUGAUUCCAUGGAAGCGAUGAGAUCCUCGGGUCCUGCUCCACGACGGCCAGCAAGACAACGAGGAUAGCAAUGUGGACAAAGUGGACGACACUGAGUACGGCGUUCUGCUUGAUUCAAGGAGCUCGCGGCCUACCACAGACCGCGACGUCCCCGGCGAGUACGGGCGUACUGUCCAUCACAGUUUCAACAGCGGUAGCAAGUCCAACUGUCUCGUUGUCAAACUCGCUACCAUCGCAAGUACCUCUGCCACCAAAGCAGGCGUGGUGUCCGAGCGAGAUCUUCUGUGCUGGAGAGCUCCUUCAGACUGUGAACGUUGCAGGGCUGUACCCCGAUCCUAAAACAUUUGUCGACAAACCUACGGAGAAGCCUUCGCAGCAAGUGCUCUCUAACUUUCGCAAUGUCACCAAUUCCAGCAGUUUGAACGUGGGUUCUAUUGUGAACUUUGUAGACACCGACUUCCGCGGAGAGGGUUUGGAACUGGAGCCAGUCGCUUUGGCAAACUUCAAUGCACAGCCGACUUUCCUGAAUAAUGUGACCGACCCUCUCCUCAAGGGCUGGUCUCAAGUUGUCCAUGGUUAUUGGACGCAGCUCAUUCGUGCGACAAACCGCUCUGCUCUUUGCCCAACCGGAUCGAGCGGCGGACCUUGCGAGAGUUCUCUCAUACCUCUAAAUCAUACGUUCGUUGUGCCUGGUGGUCGCUUUAGAGAACAAUACUAUUGGGAUUCGUACUGGAUUGUCCUGGGGUUGCUCAAGUCUGAGCUAUUUGGAAUCGUGAAUGACACGCUCCAAAACUUUAUGGAUGAGUUGGAACACAUUGGUUUCAUUCCGAAUGGCGGCAGGGUCUAUUAUCUGAAUCGUUCACAGCCGCCUCUUUUCAUUUCCAUGCUUGCCGCAUAUGUGGAAGCUUCCAACGAUACCUCCAUUCUUAGUCGGGCUCUUCCUCUUGCUGAGAAAGAGCUCGCUUGGUGGGCAACGAACCGUUCUCUCGCCGUCACCAGCCCUUUCACAAAUGCCACUUAUACCGUGUAUCGUUAUGCUGUCAACAAUACUGCUCCCCGUCCCGAAUCUUAUUUGACAGAUUACCUAACGGCUAAUGAUCCAACACUUUCUACCCCUCUCAGCGACUCGGAACGAGCUGAUUUGUACGCUGAAUUGGCUUCCGGUGCUGAAACAGGUUGGGACUAUAGCUCUCGAUGGGAAAAGAAUCCUUUCGCUGGUGGAAGCAACGAUACCAACCCAGGACUGAGAACCCUAAAUAUUAGAGGAACCCUUCCCGUGGACUUGAACAGUAUUCUCUACAAGGCCCACCUUACACUUGCUGGAUUCUAUAACAAUCAAUCCCGUUCAGCCGUAGCUGCAAAUCACACUAGGGCAGCAAUAGCACUUCGCGAGGGUAUUCUAGAUCUUUUCUGGGACUCCCCAAAACGCGCGUUUUACGAUUUCAACUUGACGUCCAACGCAAGAGGAACGAUCCUUUCCGCUGCAAACUUUUACCCGUUGUGGAAUGGUAUUAUACCCGACGAGCUCUUGGCGGACGGAAGUGGCGCGACUGCAUUUGGUCUCUUCUCGACUCUGAACUUGGUUCUGAACCGCUACAAUGGCACAUACCCUGUUACCUUCCUAGAAACCGGGCUUCAAUGGGACGCACCAAACACUUGGCCGCCUCACCAAUUCAUCAUCCUUGAAGCUCUUCGUAAUCUGCCCUCCAACAUCACUUCUACACCUCUUCCCCCAGCUCCUUCAGGCAACUCCACCUAUACCUUGAUACCCAGUGGCCAACUUGGCAUUCCUGAAGACCAGUUACCCGGCCAACUCAUCAUUGGUAAUUCGAACGCGACGAAGACAGGCAGCGCGGCUGAUAUCAAUACUUUGAAUGGGACCGUGUUCAACGGUGGUAACGCUACCGAGGGUCAGGGUUGGGCUGCAGUGCUUCAGAGAGAAUUGGCGAAUAGGUACUUCGCGAGCGCCCUUUGCUCUUGGCACGCGACUGGAGGAGAAAUUCCCAAUUUGCUUCCUAGGCUCUCUCCAGAAGAGCUCAACGUGACCCUAAGUGUAAAUAACACCGGAAAUAUGUUUGAAAAGUUUUCCAUGUCCGAUAUCGACUCCGCAGGACGUGGAGGGGAGUACACUGUCCAAGCCGGUUUCGGAUGGACGAAUGGUGUCGUCCUUUGGAUCGCCAGUCUAUAUGGGGACCAGCUCGUCGCCCCUGUUUGCCCGAAUCUCACGGCCGAAGUGGUGACUACGUCUUCGUCAACAAACUCCAACGCUGCCGCAACCUUAGGUUUGCCUUCGGUACUCUCGCUCGUUGGUGUUGUUGUCGUCAGCGUUCUUGGGUUGUUUUUGUAGUUGGAGCGAUGGGUUUUGAUGACGCUGUUUCAUGCAAGGACAGCAUUUGCACGCAUUCCUGACGAUGUGAUGUUACGCUAUGAGAUACCUAUCUUGAUGUACAUAUACCCAAAUCCUGGUCAAUACUGUUGCAAUGCAUUAAGUGCUUACAAGCUGAGGUAUCGCCACCAUGCUUACUCCAAUGCUGAAACUUGCAUGCUGAUUUUAGUCUCAUGAAACGGAAUAGCAUGAUCAAGCGUCGAAUAGUCCCCUUUUAUCGCAACCCCAGGAAAGUCUUGUAAUGAUGUAUAUUGUGUACGCUGUAUCCUAAUGCCUAUACGGUAACCUAAUGCCCAUCUGGUGCUAUCGGC